This is a messenger RNA of Dovyalis caffra, 510 nucleotides long. NCBI's taxonomy places the organism in Eukaryota, Viridiplantae, Streptophyta, Magnoliopsida, Malpighiales, Salicaceae. The record is from the annotation of a GenBank genome assembly.
AUGCUUGAUGCUGAUGGCAAAUCUGCAACACCAUUUGCAUAUGGUGCAGGACAUGUGCAUCCAAAUCUUGCAGCAGAUCCUGGCCUAGUUUAUGACACGAACGCGAUCGAUUACCUUAACUUCUUAUGUGCCCAUGGCUACAACAGUACCUUACUAGAAGCGUUCUCAGGUGGAUCUUAUAAUUGUCCUGAGAAUGCCAGUCUCGCUGACUUCAACUAUCCUUCAAUCGCAGUUCCUGAUCUUAAUGGCCCAGUAACUGUUACUCGCCGAGUAAAGAAUGUAGGUGCUCCAGGCACAUACACAGUUAAAGUUAGGGCACCACCUAAGGUUUCAGUAGUUGUUGAACCUUCAAGCUUGGAAUUCAAGGAAGCUGGAGAAGAGAAAAUUUUCAAGGUUACUCUUAAGCCUGUAAUGAAUGGCUUGCCGAAAGACUACACAUUUGGGCACCUGACAUGGUCAGACAGCAACCGCCACCAUGUCAAGAGUCCUAUUGUGGUGAAGCAUGCGUAG